AUGUCUCUGAGCAACGAGUUGACUGUUCUGCUCCUUCUGAUCAGCGGGGUUUCUGCUGUGAGUGUUUCACCUCCAUCAAAUGUUAGAGUGAGCUGCCAAAAUCUAAAGGUCUCUGUCCGCUGGGAUUACAGAACCAAAGAACCACAAACGAUCUUUAAAGGAACCCUUCAUCCAUGGAAUUGUACAUUUGAAAACAAAGAUCACGAGUAUGACCUGAGCAACUGUAUCUGGAAAUCUGGAGAAGAGAGAUAUCUCAGCUUCAUGUAUGUCAGUAUAGCAGCUGUACAGGGAGGCAUCAAGUCUGAAGCUGAGAAAUCAAAGACUUUCUCCUUUGACAGUCUUAAGACAGUCAACACAAAAUGUUCUUUAGAGUUCCCUCCUGUAGAAAUAGAAGCGAAGGAGCAGAUGCCCACAGUAAGUUUCCAGAAUCCCCUCAAGUUCUACAACUUGGCACAGAAGGUCACGGAUGAAUACAAAAUCGGCUUUACAGUUAAAAAUGAACAGGGAGCCUUUCCAGCGUCAUGCACAGAUGAAAAAAUCUGCCAAUGUAAUAAUGUGUCAUUCAAAGAGGGUGUGAAGAAGUGCGUCAAUGUGAGUGGAACGUUGCUUGUCAGGAUCGGUGCUCAGCAGGUGAAGUUCAAAGAGACAGAGAAAUGCACGAUCCGGGCCUCUACAGUACCACCUCCCCAACCAGGUUUCAGUGAGGUGAUACUCGCAGCUGUGCUGUCAUCCUUGCUUUUAUUUGUUCUCAUUGUGGUAACAGCUUGCAUCUGUAAGCUAAAGGCGUGGACAUUUAACCCCUCAGAUACUCUACCUUCAUCUCUGAAGGACAGUGCAGGGAAUCAGAACAAGCAUCCACCCAACCCAACCAGACCACAAAUUAGUCGAAUCUCUGUCGAAAGCUUAGACAGCUGUCAGAACGACCCUGAGGAAACUGUUCUUCUCAAGGACACCGGUCAGUCUGCAGACAACAGCAGUGCUGGCUCUGACUACAACCCUAGCAACUCCUGCUACGCAGAGAGGCCGCAUUUGGACAGCAGCGAUUCUGACAGAAGCGGGACGGAUGAUGACUCUGGAGAUGACUCGGUAAAGACGGAGUGUGUUUCAAUUGAGGAAAGGUCUGCUUAUGACUGCCCACAUGUGAUGAUGGACAUGGGUGAUGGAGACAUGGUCACAGGUUACACUGGGAAUUAA
This is a messenger RNA of Pelmatolapia mariae (spotted tilapia), 1194 nucleotides long. RefSeq names its product interferon gamma receptor 1 (gene ifngr1). NCBI's taxonomy places the organism in Eukaryota, Metazoa, Chordata, Actinopteri, Cichliformes, Cichlidae. The transcript is spliced from 7 exons. Gene Ontology annotation, molecular function: cytokine receptor activity. The record is from RefSeq and is a predicted model, not a curated record. Gene Ontology annotation, biological process: cytokine-mediated signaling pathway. Gene Ontology annotation, cellular component: plasma membrane. Bases 1 to 1194 code for a protein of 397 amino acids.